CCAUUUGCACACUGGGCUCUUUGACGCAACAGAGAAAGAUGCCUUUUUUUUUUCUUCCUCUUAAAUCUGCCUGGCCAAUUUAAAGCUUGUGGAUUCUUUCUUCCCCCUCAGGGAAAGCUUAUGAGAGGAUUUUCUUUUUUUAACAGUUCAUUCCAUGAAACUGUUUUUUUUUUUCCCCCCCUGUAGAUUGUUUGCUGUCAGGAAACGUUGAAGCUGAACACAAGGCUUUCAUUGCAGAUUUCUAUCAAAAGACCUAAAAUUAGUUGCAUCAGGAAGGAAGGAUGUAGGUGUAUCAUUAUUGCCUCUUUCCAGCCUGUAAUUGAGGAAUGAUCAUGUGGGAGAUGGCUUGAGCAAACAAUCCAUAAACUCAGCCUGCUGAAAGUCAUCUUGAACCAACAGCGUCUUCCUCCACGAUUUAAGAGAAGAAUGUGUGUACCUAGCUCUUUUAGGUGACCCCCUCAGGUCACCUUUUGCCGACUACUGCAAGCUGAUAAGAUAACAAUGGGAGUGACUGUGGGGAGUGGCAGGUGUCACUCGGCUCACAGCUUCUCCUUUGCAGCUGGGCUCUUAGCACUGCCAAGUACAUGUGAGGCUGCACCUGAUACCCGAGCGGAGCAUGCACUUUAGAAGGAAUCUGCCAAACCCACUCGUGUACGUACAUGCAUCUGUUUAGGGGCUCUGUUUGGACACACACAGCAAUGUAGGUGCUGACGUACCCACGCCUGCUCCCGGAGAGAUGAUGGUUCGGCGAGGGCUGAGUGCCUGGCUCCCUCGGAUGGUCGUUCUGCUUGUGGUGCUCUGCUCUGCCGUGUCCGUCCUCUACAUGUUGGCCUGUACGCCGAAGGGCAUCGAUGAGCAGCUUGCAUUCCCCAGGGCUAACAGUCCAACGGGAAAGGAGGGGUACCAGGCCAUUCUGCAGGAGAGGGAGGAGCAGCACCGCAAUUACAUCAACAGCCUCAAGAAGCAAAUCGCGCAGCUGAAGGACGAGCUGCAGGAGCGGAGCGAGCAGCUGAAGAGCCUACAGGACCAUGACACUGACUCGCUGGGCCCAGGGCUGGAGCGCAGCAACCCCGAGAAGACCCCCGCCGACCUGCUGGAGUUCCUGCGCUCCCAAAUCGACAGAGCUGAGGUGCACGCCGGUGCCAAGUUGCCCACGGAGUACGCGGCUGUGCCCUUCGAGAGCUUCACCCUGCAGAAGGUGUAUCAGCUGGAGACGGGGCUGACACGCCACCCUGAGGAGAAACCCGUGAGGAAGGACAAGCGGGACGAGCUGGCGGAGGCUAUUGAGUUGGCCCUGGAGACUUUAAACAGCCCAGACAGUGACAGCAACGCAAAUCAUCACAUGUACGCAGCCUCCGACUUCAUAGAAGGCAUGUACCGAACAGAAAAAGACAAAGGCACGUUGUAUGAGCUGACUUUCAAAGGAGACAGACCACACAAAUUCAGACGAACCGUUUUAUUCAGACCAUUUGGUCCCAUCAUGAAAGUGAAGAAUGAGAACCUCAACAUGGCCAACACGCUCAUUAACAUUGUCGUUCCAUUAGCGAAGAGAGCCAGCAAGUUUCGACAAUUUAUGCAAAAUUUCAGGGAAAUGGGCAUUGAGCAAGAUGGGAGAAUUCACCUCACUGUCGUUUACUUUGGAAAAGAACAAAUGAACGAAGUGAAAGCAAUACUUGAAAACACAUCCAGAUCAGCUAACUUCAAGAAUUUCACCUUUAUCCAGCUGAAUGAAGAAUUUUCGAGAGGGAAAGGAUUAGACAUAGGUGCUCGCAUUUGGAAAGGAAACAACGUCGUUCUCUUUUUUUGUGAUGUAGAUAUAUACUUCACUGCUGAAUUCCUGAACACCUGUAGAUUGAACACACAGCCAGGGAAGAAAGUAUUUUACCCAGUUCUUUUCAGCCAGUAUAACCCAGGUAUAAUUUACGGGCACCAUGGUUCCAUCCCACCCUUAGAACAGCAGCUGGUUAUAAAAAAGGAAACUGGAUUCUGGAGAGACUUUGGCUUUGGAAUGACAUGUCAGUACAGGUCUGAUUUUAUCAACAUAGGUGGCUUUGAUCUGGACAUUAAAGGCUGGGGAGGAGAAGAUGUUCAUCUCUACCGCAAAUACCUUCACAGCAACCUUAUCGUGGUCAGGACGCCUGUCCGGGGCCUCUUCCAUCUCUGGCACGAAAAGCGCUGCCUGGAUGAGCUGAGCCCGGAGCAGUACAAGAUGUGCAUGCAAUCCAAAGCCAUGAACGAGGCUUCUCACGGCCAGCUGGGGAUGCUCGUCUUCAGGCAUGAGAUUGAGGCUCACCUACGCAAACAGAAAACCAGCAGCAAAAAGACAUGAAGCCAAAACUAGUUGGUCGUAUUUUCAAAAAGACUGUAGCUGCUUAAAGAGAGUGCGGGAGCUGGAGCAGAAAAGCUGGAGCUGGCAGGAAAAGGAAGACAAAAGGAAACGCUUGCACUCCCUUUUCUUGCCUUCCUUAGCAGAGCUUUUGAAUAUGCCAUUUAGCCGGCUUUCCCACACUGGCUCAUGCCACGGAAUUGGAGACAAAGGCAGGGCGAGACGGAAGGUGGUAGAAACCCCCACCUUGUGUUUGAUACUCGUGUGCCUAACAAAGGGUUUGUUGCGUUUCACUGGAAUAUCCAUGUGUGAUGACAGCUGCCCUGAUCCUGCAAAGCCUCAUGCCCAUCUUUAAUAUACUCCAGUGGUAUUGCUCAUACACGUAAGUGUUGGCAGGACCUGGCCUCGCGUGGCCUAUGUAAUCAAAAGUGAGGAGCGAUUUUAGGUAUCCACCUUGACACACCUAAAAGGGGCCUGAUUUUCAAAAAGCACAGAGCACCUGCCCUUCAAAAAACACUCGUUAAAGGUGGCUCAAAUAACAUCCACUAUCAGUGGUCACAUUUGAAAAUCUGGGACAGUCUUUAAUAGUUAGAGACACAUUCGCAUGUAGUUUCAUAGAACUAAGCAUGUAAGAAAAGGCUUUCUAGAAUCUAGAAAAGCUAAAGAUCAAGUAAAAUAUGAAAUUCCGAAAUGCUGGAAAAUGGUGUUAUACUCCAUUCUGUACAUUAAACCAAAACUGAAAAGCCA
Malaclemys terrapin pileata is the source of this 3073-nucleotide messenger RNA. It is a transcript of the gene CSGALNACT1, whose product is annotated as chondroitin sulfate N-acetylgalactosaminyltransferase 1. The record is from RefSeq and is a predicted model, not a curated record. Lineage: Eukaryota; Metazoa; Chordata; Testudines; Emydidae. Gene Ontology annotation, molecular function: glucuronosyl-N-acetylgalactosaminyl-proteoglycan 4-beta-N-acetylgalactosaminyltransferase activity. The transcript is spliced from 10 exons. Gene Ontology annotation, cellular component: Golgi cisterna membrane. Bases 737 to 2329 code for a protein of 530 amino acids.